AUGUCUGCCAAAGAGGAGCUUACAGUGGAGACGAAUGACAAUGAAAUACGUGAGCUGAAUCCUUCUGCAUUGCAAGCGUAUUUCCUGGAUACACCCUUUGAUAUUCACAAGUUUGUUGAAGAGAGAGAGGCAGAAUUCCAAGAAGUCCGCAAACAGAUGCAGAAGAGUUACAACCCUGCCAUGAGAAAUGAACACAAUAGAUUAAAGUCUUUCUUGUCCUAUAAGUCUUACUCAUCAUGGGCUUUCACAGAAAUGGCAGCUGCUGGAUUUUAUCACACGCUUGUUAAAUCCAGUGUGCAGUGUUUUUGCUGUGGGUUAGUUUUAUUUACCAUGAAGGUUAGAUACACCCCAUACGAACAGCACAAGAAAUUUAGUCCCACUUGUGAAUUUGUCCUGGGCAAAGAGGUGGGUAAUAUUUCAAAGUAUGACGUACGUGUUCAGAAGUUGGAAAAGAACGCAGCAGGCCAUGCCUGCAGGUACAGCGCAGAGGACACGAGGCUGCAGUCCUUCGACGGAUGGCCAUUCUAUGCCAGAGGAACAAAGCCUGAUUCCCUUGCCAGAGCUGGGUUUUUCUUUACAGGCAAGAAAGAUACAGUGCAGUGUUUUGCUUGUGGUGGAUGUCUGGGAAAUUGGGAAGAUGGUGAUGAUCCUUGGAGAGAACAUGCUAAAUGGUUUCCUGAGUGUGAAUUCCUUAAAAGUAAGAAAUCAAGCAAGGAAAUUAAAAAUUACAUUGAAACCUACAGUGGAUUUGUUGGAGUGGUGGGGAGGCAUUUCACAGCUUCCUUUAUCAAGGAGAAUUUAUCUACUUCAACAGGUGAUCUCGUCUUGAACAUCUUUGAGGAUGAAGGAGUUCGACUGGACUCUUUUAAAACUUGGCCAGCAGAAGCCCGUGUUGAAGCCACCGCCCUUGCUAAAGCUGGGUUUUUCUAUAGAGGAGAAGGUGAUAGCGUACAGUGCUUCAACUGUGCAGGUUGCUUACGUGAAUGGGACGAAGGUGAUGAUCCAAUGGAAGAGCAUGCAAAAUGGUUCCCUGAUUCCAACUGCUUGGAAGUACUUGGAAAGUCACUGGAAGAACAACCAGAGAGCCCAUCAACAUUACAGUCUGCACAGCAAACUCCCUGUAAAGCAGAUCUUGAAGAGAAAGCAACGCUACAUCCUGUAGGAGCUGAAUCAACUGUUCACUACGUUUUAGGAUUUAAUGUCAUCCUUUUUGCAGACACAACACUUGUUGAAAGUCAGUGUCUUGAAGAAGCAAAGAACUUGACUGAACAACUUGCAAAAGCUUACAACAAUAAGAGCUUCAGCAAAUUGUUUUCCUUUGGGAACUCAAACCACUUGGCUAUUGACUUGAAAUUACUCUAUGGGGACCUGUCAGUUGUCUCAAAGGAUAUUAAUGAUCAGCCAAUACAGCAUCUCUUUCUUCAUGAAAUCCUUGCGAACCUUGACUCCACUAUUGUGCUGGAAGGUGAAGCAGGAAGUGGAAAAACAGCAUUGCUCAGGAAAAUAGCUCUUCUUUGGGCCUCAGGCUGCUGCCCCAUCCUGAGAAGGUUUAAGUUUGUAUUUUAUCUCUCCCUGACUAAUGCACAAUCAGAUCAGAGCAUGGCUGAUAUUAUAUGCAAUCAACCAGUAGGAUUUGUGGGACCAUUAACAGAAACAACUCUAAGAGAUGUAAUUCAGCCACUGAAAAACCAGGUCUUAUUUCUUUUGGAUGACUAUAGUGAGAUGGAUUCAGUGCCCCAAACUGUAGAAGAACUUAUACAAAGGAACCAUCUCUACCAGCACUGUUUGGUUGUUGCUGUCCGUACUAACAGGACGAGAGAAAUUCGCAAGUAUGCAACCACCACUUUAAGCAUUGCAGAGUUCCCUCUGUCCAGCACUCUGUAUGUACUAAAGAAAUUGUUCUCCUACAAUAUUGUCCUUGUGGAGCAACUUCUGCGUCAGGUGGCAUUUGAAAAGUCUAUGGAGACCAUUCUAAAGACACCACUUCUUAUGGUGUCUCUCGCUGCGUAUUGGGUACAGCACCCAAAGGGUAACAUAAUCAGUGAUAAGGCUAUUUUUAAAGCCUAUCUGCUCUAUCACUUACUAAAAUACAGUGAAAACAGAGAACAUGUACUGGCUAUGUUUUCCUCAUGUGGUGAGCUUGCCUUAACCGGUGUUUUCAAGCCAUCCUUUGAUUUCACUGAGCGUGAUCUAGCUGAAGCGGGAGUUGAUGGAGAUGAAGCUGUUAGGCUGGGUUUACUGAGCAAAUUUACUGCUCAAAGGCUUCAUCCAAUUUACAAAUUCUUUCACCCCUUGUUCCAGGAGUUUCUUGCAGGGAGAAGACUGAGUGAGCUCCUGGUUUCUGAUGAAAAAGAAAAAUUGGAGCGAGGGCUGCAGUACUUGCAGCAAAUCAACACAUUUAGAAAAGUUGCUGGGCGCUAUAAUUUUUUAUUGCAUUACACUUGCAGCUUGUCUUCCAAAGCAGUCCCCCAAAUUAUAUCCUAUUUAUUUAAACUGACUGACUGCAAGGGGUCAUUGGAAAGCCAGUCAGAAAAUGAUGAACACCUGGAGCACCAUUCAGACCUUCCAAUGAGAAUGUCAUUAAUUGAUCACUUAAGUUUUUUUGAUCCAAAACUGCUUCUUCCAGUUUUCAUGCAGUAUUUACUGAACUUUGCAACUUCUGUAGUUUAUGAGACUAAUACUGUCUCUGCGUGUGCCCCAAUCAUUUUUAAUUUCCUAAGAGGCAAAGAUAUUUCGUUAAGUUCAUUUUUCUCACCACAAAAAUCUAAGUUGCGUUUUUUUCAGGAUUACCCAGAAUCGCUGUCUCUACCUAGUAGUUUUCAGGUUUCAGUACAAGGAAGUGAACACAAACAAGAUCCUGAUAUACGUGAAAUAGGUGCUUGCUAUUCUUCACUGGAGAUUCCAACAAUCGACCGAGAUUAUGCUCCUGCAUUUACACAUUGUAAUGACAGGGCACAAAAAAUGGAAGAAGAAUUAAAACAAAUUAACACAUUUCGUUCGCUGAUACAAAGACAUCUACCAGACUCCAUUGUGCGUCCUUUCCUAUUUACAACAGGGAAGAUGCGGCUUUUAAAAUGUACAUUCAGCAACAUCAGUUCUUUUCAGGAAGCUGACCUCAGAAAUUUGACAACACUGUUUUCCAUUUCGGAUUAUAUUGAACUUCAGCUGAAUAACAGUCCUGGAUUCAUAGAAGUUAUCCGACCCGCUAUUGAAGAGUACAAGGAACAUUUUAAAAAAUGUAGUCUACAUCAUCUUAACUUGAGCAAAACAGAGCAAGAAUUACUUCUCUCGAUGUCUUUUGUGGAAUGUCUUGAGAUAGAAGAAAAAGAAGUGCCAGAACUACUUUUUUCAAAUUUGGACAAAUUCAUCUGCCUGGAGGAAUUGUCAGUGAGGCAAUGUGAGAACUGCGAUGUAUUUGAUACAAUACCUGAUGGCUUCAAAAAUCUCUGUAAGAUGAAGAAAUUGUUGGUGAGCAGAAACAAGCUUGAAAACAGCUCUAGACUGGCUGCUGCUCUGCCCAAUUUUGUCUCUCUCAAAGUGUUGAAUCUUGAAAACCAGGCUUUUGAUGACAAGGAAGCUUGUGAAAUCUUUGCAUACAGUUUAGGUGGUGUUCUUAACCUGGAGGAGCUCAUCCUUCCUGCAGGGAAGGGAAUAAAGUCUGCAGCCAAACUGAUUGUUCAGCAGUGCCUACACCUGCUGCACCUCAGAUACUUCUCAUUUAGCCUAUGUCUGGAUGAUGACAGCCUAUUAGAGAUAGCUAAGGUUGCAAACUGUGGAGCUUUCCAGAAGCUUGAAAUGCUCUCACUGUCAGGAAAUCAUAACAUUACAGAAACUGCUUGGAGAAACUUCUUUAGAACACUUGAUAACAUGCCUGCUUUAAAAGAGCUGAACAUUAACCGUAUGUUCACACAUCAGAUCAAAGCCAGUGCAUCAACAGUGACAGCAUUUGUCCAGUGUGUUUCUCGACUGCCUGGUCUUGUGACAAUAGCAAUGCUGGGCUGGCUCCUUGAUGCAGAGGACCUUAAAAUGUUUGAUAUCAUGAAGGAGCAACAUCCCCAGUCUAGGAGUUUAAAAUUAUUUUGGCAAUGGCUCUUGCCAUUUUCACCAAUUCUUCAAGACUAG
Messenger RNA from Pelecanus crispus (Dalmatian pelican), 4122 nucleotides. Lineage: Eukaryota; Metazoa; Chordata; Aves; Pelecaniformes; Pelecanidae. The record is from RefSeq and is a predicted model, not a curated record.